Owenia fusiformis is the source of this 2653-nucleotide messenger RNA. The record is from the annotation of a GenBank genome assembly. Lineage: Eukaryota; Metazoa; Annelida; Polychaeta; Sabellida; Oweniidae.
AUGAACCGGCGUCACGUUUUUAGCCGUUGUGUCCAGCUGUAUAGCAGUGUCAGGUCAUCACAGACAGUGUCGCACAAACUAAAAGAUGUAAGCCAAGCCCGAUACAUGAGUGGCCUUCCUGAAGGCUGGAAGACCAACAAGGAACUGGACAUGGAAAAUAAGAACCACAUGAACUUCAUGCCAGUACCUCAAGGCUCAUGGCAGGAAAACUACAACAAACGUAACGGUCGCUGGAACCUUCACCUCGCUGGAUCAACUGUUUUUCUUGGUGUGACUGUCUAUGUUAUGUGGAAAACUGGUUGCUGGUAUUUGCAUAGUGCACCAAGUAUGAAGAACAAAAUAGCUGUAACAGCAUCAUCAGUGGCAGAGACGGCAACUACCACAGACAAAGCAGAAGCAACACCAGCUGAAACAGAAACAACUGCCACAACAGAAUCAGCUGAUAAGAUCUCAACUCCUGAAACAUCAGAGGAGGCAGCUCCAGGGGUGGAUAUCUCCUUGCUACCCGAGAUCCCUGGUGCAGUGAAAUACUUAAUAGUUGGUGCGGGAACAGCAGCAUUCUCAGCUUAUAGAGCAAUCAGAGCGGCAGAUGCCACAGCUCAAGUAUUAGUGAUAGGAGAUGAACCAGAGGUUCCAUACAUGCGGCCACCACUCUCUAAAGAACUCUGGUUUACUGAUGACCCUGAUGCUCCACAGACCCUGAAGUUCAAACAAUGGAAUGGCAAGGAGAGAAGUGUGUACUUUGAACCAGAAGAAUUCUAUGCUGACUCUAAAAAACUUGCAUUAGAGGAACGAGGGGGAGUCUCAGUAGUUAGAGGAAAAAGGGUGACAAAAAUAGAUGCUGUUGCCCAGAAAGCAACUUUGGACAAUGGAUGGGUGAUACAAUAUGACAAGUGCCUUAUUGCCACAGGGGGAAAACCUAAGAAUCUCCCCUGCUUGGAAAAUGCUGGUGCAGGAGUUGCUGAAAAAACAACAUUAUUCCGUAACAUCGCAGACUUCCGCAGAUUGGAAGAAGUUACGAAAACUAGUGAUUCAAUUGUAAUUAUCGGAGGUGGGUUCCUUGGAAGUGAAUUAGCCUGUGCCUUAGGGAAUCGUGGAAAACGCACGGGAAUGAAAGUUACGCAGGUUUUCCCUGAGAGUGGAAAUAUGGGACGUAUUCUUCCUGAAUAUUUGAGUAAAUGGACAAUGGAUAAAGUCCAGUCAGAGGGAGCCACUGUAGUUCCUGGAUCUGUCGUUAAAUCUGCCAAACUUGAUGGUGAAAAAGUUGCCCUUAAAUUAGACAAUGGUGAAACACUAUCGGCAGACCACGUAGUAGUUGCCGUUGGGCUGGACCCUAAUACAGAAAUUGCUGCUGCGUCGCGACUUGAGGUUGAUGACAAAUAUGGCGGUUUCCAUGUUAAUGCUGAAUUGGAAGCACGCAAGAAUCUUUGGGUGGCUGGAGAUGCAUCUUGUUUCUAUGACAUCAAGCUUGGGAGAAGACGUGUUGAACAUCACGAUCAUGCCGUCGUUAGCGGUCGCCUCGCAGGAGAAAAUAUGACAGGUGCUGGAAAGCCUUACUGGCACCAGUCCAUGUUCUGGUCUGACCUUGGGCCGGAAAUAGGGUAUGAGGCUAUAGGUCUAGUAGAUGGGAGUCUACCCACUGUUGCAGUGUUUGCCAAAGCCACAGAGCAGGACACACCAAAAGCAGUAGUUGAAUCAACAGGGGAAGGAAUCAGAUCAGAAACAGAACAGGUUGCAUCUGAGACUCCAAGUGAUGUCGCUCCUAAAGCACCUGUCGACGGAGAUGAUUAUGGGAAGGGUAUCAUCUUCUAUAUGAAAGACAAAGUGAUUGUUGGCAUCGUUAUGUGGAAUGUAUUCAAUAAAAUGCCAAUAGCUCGAAAGCUCAUAAAAGACGGACUGCCACACGACGACCUAUCAGAAGUUGCCAAACUAUUUAAUUUAUAUGCCAAAAAGGAAGAAGAUUCAGAAUGAGGGUAGCUGCUUUUUAGGACAAUUUAGGAUGAAUUAAUUCAAUGGGACAAGCUUUUCAUUGACCAUUAAUACGUGUAAUUAAAGAAUUGAGAGAUUACAUGUACCUCAUUGAUAAAUUACGAAAGCUCAAAAUUGUACAGUCUGAUUUUAAUGGUGGUUUGUUUGUUGUUAUUUGCUAGUCUGAUACUUCUACAGAAUGAUACAGUUUGUGUAUUUAUUAGAAAGAAUCAUGUAUAAUACAUGUAGUCUAGUUUGAGUUCUCCGAUGGUAAAUAUUUGAAGUACUGUAAAUUGGUUUGAUUUGGUCAUGGGCUUUUUCUAGUUGAAAGCAACUAGUAAAGCCCAUUAUUUGCUGCAUGCUUGACUUGGUGAAUUGAUGGCAAUUCAAAAAAUGCCAGUUUAUAACUUAUUAUUUUCUCGUAAUUCAACGACUAAAAGGCUUAACAUAACUUGCUUGAGGAAAAAAGAUUGGUUGACUGCGUAGACCAAAUUCAAUAAAUUGAAUAGCUGGCAAAAGCAAAAAUCUGAAAGUUUGCCAUAUUGAUUUGCGUCAAAUUAAUUCAAAUUACAGUAAUGGACAAAGUGAAUCAUUAAACAACAGGGAUUGCCAUAAGUAUUGUUAAUGAAUAAAUAUUUUUGCAAUACAGAUUUAUAGUAAUAAAUAUAAAAAUAGUAUUUGAUAC